Molecule: messenger RNA, 3480 nt
Organism: Etheostoma spectabile (orangethroat darter)
Lineage: Eukaryota; Metazoa; Chordata; Actinopteri; Perciformes; Percidae
Product: NACHT, LRR and PYD domains-containing protein 3
Exons: 10
Coding region: 69-3473 (1134 amino acids)
Molecular function (GO): protein binding
Source: RefSeq, a predicted model, not a curated record
CUGCUGCUGAAACAUCUGUUAAAAUCUACUUUCAAACUGAUCUUUCCAGAUGUUCUCAAGUCGAGAAGAUGAGUGGAUCUGUGUCUGUGUGUGACCGUUUAAUGGCGAGAUCGAAUGAACACUCAUACUCAAAAAGUCGUCCAAACUUUUACGCUGAACCCAGACCUUCACAAACAAGAUUCACUGAAGACGAGAAGAUGAGUAAGAGAGGAAAAGCGUCUUCAAAUGUCAGUUCAAUGUCUGCAGAGACGGACCGCUCCAGAGAGUAUCCUCCACACUUCAGCCCUGAACCCAGACCUCCACAGACACGUGGCCAGACCACAUCAAGCCUUCGGCGGAAGCAGGACAUCCUGAAGGUAUUUGAGUCUAAAGUCAUGGCUUUCGUGAAGCAAGCUCUGGUGACACAUAAGAAGGUCCUGUCUGAAAAACACAAAGACUUGUUUGACGAAGACGAGCAGGAGUACGUGCUCGAUGAUCAGCCGGUCGAGUUCGAUGAUGAAACAAGUGAAGCAGCUCUGAAGAUCGCUCUCCAUAUCUUGAGGGCUAUGAGGGCGGACGACCAUGUUCACACACUGAAACAAAGUCAUUAUGGAGAACUUGUUGUGUACCAACAGAAAAUAAAACCUUACUUGAAGGAGAAAAGUGACUGCAUAUUGGAAGAGACGCAGCAGUGCCCUGUGCCUCUUAGAAAGAUUUAUACAAAGCUCUACCUGAUAGAUGGGGACUGUAGAGAAGUCAACGUUGAACAUGAAGUGCGACAAAUUGAGUUCAACAGACGUCAGAAUUCUUCUGAGACUUUGAUCAAGUGUGAGGACAUCUUCAAGGCCACUCCCAACCAACUGGACAAACCAAUCCGAACGGUGCUCACGAAGGGGAUAGCAGGCAUCGGCAAAACUGUGUUGGCACAGAAGUUCGUGCUGGACUGGUCAGAGGAGAAGGCCAAUCAAGACAUCCAGCUGCUGUUUUCACUUCCUUUAAGGGAACUAAACUUUCUCAAAAAUGAAAGAAGAAGCUUGAUGGAGCUCCUGAAUGACUUCUCUCCAGGCCUGAAGGAAUCUGGAAUUGAAGACCUACAGAUGUACAACGUUAUGUUCCUACUGGAUGGUCUCGAUGAGUGCAGACUCCCUCUGGAUUUCAAGGGAAAUGAAAGAUGUUGUGAAGCUACACAGUCCGCCUCCGUGGAUGUCCUCCUGACAAACCUCAUUGCAGGUCACCUGCUACCAAAUGCUAAACUUUGGAUAACUACUCGGCCUGCUGCAGCGAACUGCCUCCCUCCACAGUAUAUUGACCGGGUGACUGAGAUACGAGGCUUCAACAACCAACAGAAGGAGCAGUACUUCAACAAGAAAAUCGAUGAUGAAAACUUAGCCAGAAGAGUUAUCGCAAACAUCAAGUCGACUAGAAGUCUCUACAUCAUGUGCCACAUGCCGGUGUUUUGCUGGAUUUCCUCUAUCGUCCUUGGAGAAAUGUGUGCCAAAGCAGGCGGAGGAAAAAUGCCAAAGACUUUGACUCAGAUGUACAUCCACUUUCUGGCACAUCAGACAAAACGGAUUCAUGUCAAGUACGGCAAAGAGCAACAAGUGGACUCCCGAGGGAACAACCAGGUGAUCAUGGCACUUGGGAAGCUGGCCUUCCAGCAGCUGGAGAAAGGCAACCUGAUCUUCUAUGAGGAAGAUCUAACAGACUGUGGUAUUGAUGUGAAAGACGCGUCUGUCUACUCAGGACUUUGCACUCAAGUCUUUAGGGAAGAAUCCUGGAUGCAGCAAAAAGUCUUCUCCUUUGUGCAUCUGUCUGUCCAAGAGUUUCUCGCAGCUUUGUACGUCAACGUGAUGUACAAGGCCAAUGGAGUAAACCUGAUGACCGAAGAACCUGAACAGGUAGACAACGCCAAGCGUGUAUCCGAACUGCACAAAGCUGCAGUAGACAGAGCCUUAAAAAGUGACAACGGCCACCUGGAUCUCUUCCUGCGUUUCCUUCUUGGACUCUCUCUGGAAUCCAGUCAGGGUCUGCUCAGAGGCCUGAACAUUAAGGUAGAAACCUGCGACACCCAAAGUCAGGAGGAAACCAUCGAAUACAUCAACAAGAAAAUAAAUCAGACUCAUCACUCAGAGAGGUACAGCAAUCUCUUCCACUGUCUGAAUGAGUUAAAUGAACACACUCUGGUGGAGGAGAUCCAGAGAUACUUGGACUCAGACCAAGACUUGGCAAUGGACAAGAGGUCGGCAGCUUCGUGGCCGGCUCUGGUCUUUGCGUUGCUGACCUCACCGGAGAAGCCAGAGGAGAUCGACCUCAAGAAAUACUCCAGAACAGAAGAUGGCUUUUUCAAGCUCCUACCAGCCAUCAAAGCAUCCAGAUCAGCAAAGUUGAAUGGUUGUAACCUCACUACAGACUGCUGUGAGAAGCUGUCAGAAGCUUUCAGCUCAAGCUGUAAUGAGCUGAUUCACUUAAACGCAAGUGACAACAACUUACAAGACUUAGGAAUCGAGUCUCUCUGCGCUGGACUCCGAAGCCCACACUGCAGACUGAAGACCCUGAGGCUGAAGCGAUGCAGUCUGACCCCUGGAUGCUGUGAAAAGCUGGCUUCAGUGCUGAGCUGUCCCUCCUCACAUCUCCGAGAGCUGGACCUGAGCAACAACGACAUUGAAGAUUCAGGGGUGCAGCAGCUCUCCAUUGGACUGGGAAAUGUGGUCUGUAAACUGGAAAGCCUCAGGUUGUCGUUCUGUAACAUCACAGAGAAAGGUUGUGGUUUCUUGGCCUCGGCAGUGAGGUCCAACCCCUCCCACCUGAGCGAGCUGGACCUGAGCUACAAUCACUUAGGGUCGGGAGUGAAGCUCAUCACUGAAGCUUUGGAGGAAGCACGGAGCGAAUUAACCAAACUCAGAGUCCACCACAACAAAGAACACUGGUUCAAACCAGGGCUGAGACAAUAUGCCUGUGAGUUGACAGUGGAUCUUAACUCUGCUCACAAACUCCUUGUCUUCUCUGACGACCAACAAAAGUUUAACCAAGGCCUAGAGGAGCAGAAGUAUCCAGAUCACCCCGACAGGUUUGACUACUGGCCACAGGUCCUGUUGCAGGAGGGCCUUAAGGGCCGCAAAUACUGGGAGGUGGAGUGGGAGGGGAAAUGGGUCGGGAUCGGUAUGACCUACAAGGGCAUCGGUCGCAAAGGGCUGGGCAACGACUGCGUGAUGGGAUACAACGCGAUGUCUUGGAGUCUGCAUUGUUCCGGUAAAGGCUACCGCGCGCAUCAUAACUACGAGAGCACUGCCGUUCCAGUCCCUCUGAAUGAUGACUCUGGUAGACUGGCCGUCUAUCUGGACUGGGAGGCUGGCAUCCUGUCCUUCUACCGAGUUUCUUCCGGAGGGUCGCUGACACACCUGCACACCUACAACACCACAUUCACUGAGCCGCUCUACCCAAUUUUCCGGGUGUGGGGUGAAGGCUGCUCAGUGAGGCUGAGUCGGGUGGAAUAAGUUCACA